AUGGGUCAACCAGUUGAAGAAACCCCCCAUGUCUCGGGGCAAUCCAACACGCCAAUGACGGCACCUGCUCAUGCUCUCACAUUUGAACAGGCUGCUCAAGAGCUUGGAGCCAACCUCGAUGAUGGCUUGACUGAAGAAGAGUCCAAGAGGCGCCUUGAAACUAAUGGCCGAAACGAAUUCGGCGAACAGGAAGGUGUUCAGCCCCUCAAGAUCUUUAUUGGACAGAUUGCAAAUGCCCUCACUCUAGUUCUCAUCCUUGCUAUGGCUGCUUCAUUCGGCAUUCAGUCGUGGAUUGAGGGUGGUGUAGUUACUGCUGUCAUUGUGCUUAACAUCGUUGUUGGUUUCUUCCAAGAAUUCCAAGCCGCCAAGACCAUGGAUUCACUUCGUUCUCUUAGCUCCCCAACUGCUCAUGCUGUCCGCAACGGUAUCAAUCAGGUUGUGGUAACGGCUGAGAUUGUCCCUGGUGACAUGGUUGAGCUCAAGAUUGGUGAUACCAUUCCUGCUGAUCUUCGUCUCGUGGAAGCUAUCAACUUUGAAACGAACGAAGCACUUCUUACUGGCGAAUCCCUCCCCGUGCGAAAGGAGAUCAACAAAAUCUUUCCUGAGGAUACCGGCCCCGGCGAUCGGCUCAAUGUUGCUUAUAGCUCUUCAACUGUGACAAAGGGUCGAGCGCGUGGUAUUGUUUUUGCAACCGGAAUUUAUACGGAAAUUGGUCAGAUUGCUGUGGCUCUUCGUGGCAAGUCUUCUAAACGUCGACAGCCCAAACGGGACGCUGAGGGUAACACCAACGCUGGUCGCUGGAUGCAGGCAUGGACUUUGACAUGCUCCGAUGCUGUCGGUCGAUUCCUUGGUGUCAAUGUUGGAACUCCCCUUCAGCGCAAGCUCUCCAAGUUGGCUAUUCUCCUUCUUGGAACAGCUAUUGUCUGUGCCAUUAUUGUGUUGGCCGCCAACAACUUCAGGAACCAGAAAGAGGUUAUCAUCUAUGCUGUGGCGACUGGUCUAUCUAUGAUCCCUGCAUCCUUGAUCGUUGUACUUACUAUCACAAUGGCUGCUGGUACUAAGAGAAUGGUCCAGAGACAUGUCAUAGUCCGUAAUUUGAAGAGUUUGGAAGCUCUGGGUGCGGUGACCAACAUCUGCUCUGACAAGACCGGAACCCUGACGCAAGGUACCAUGAUUGUCAAAAAGGCCUGGAUCCCUGGACGCGGCACUUACUCUGUCGGUGCUACCAACGAACCCUUCAACCCUACCCUUGGAGACAUCACCAUCACAGAAGACCAACCCAAGAACAUCAACUUCCAAAAUGAAAAGGCUGAAGGGACAUCAAUUGAUGCUGUUGCUCAAACCUCUCAAGACCCGGGAUUGGUCGAGUACCUGAAUGUCGCAUCACUCGCCAAUCUUGCAACUGUUCAUGAAGUUGACGGCGAGUGGCAUGCCCGCGGAGAUCCAACUGAAAUCGCCAUGCAAGUAUUCGUGUCUCGAUUCAACUGGAAUCGUAUGCGACUGUCAGCUGGCGAGAACGCACGCUGGCAUCAAGUUGCCGAAUUCCCAUUUGACUCGGAUGUCAAGAAGAUGUCCGUCAUCUUCAAUGAUGCCGAAUCUCAGAAGCAGUGGGUAUUUACCAAAGGCGCUGUGGAGCGUGUCUUGACUUCAUGCCCUCACUAUGCUGCCGGUAAUGAGAUCCUGGAACUCACCGACGCUAUCAAGGACGAGGUGAUCAGCAACAUGGAAUCAUUGGCUCGACUUGGUUUGAGAGUCCUCGCUUUGGCUAGUCGAACCGACAUUAAGCACGUCGAUGACAACGAAGCCGAACUAGACCGAGCAAUCUUCGAGAACGAUCUUGUCUUUCGUGGACUUAUCGGCUUGUAUGACCCCCCUCGACAAGAGUCAGCACCCUCGGUCAAGAAAUGUCACGAAGCCGGUAUCAGCGUUCAUAUGCUUACUGGUGACCACCCUGAAACUGCUCGAGCUAUUGCUUUGGAAGUCGGAAUUUUGCCCAGCAGAAUGGCGGAUCUCCCUAGCGACGUUGCCAAGGUCAUGGUAAUGGCAGCAUCUGAGUUUGACAGGCUGUCGGAUGAUGAGAUUGAUGAACUUCCACUAUUGCCUCUAGUUGUCGCUCGCUGUGCCCCCCAGACCAAAGUCCGUAUGAUCGAGGCUCUCCAUCGCCGCAAAGCCUUUGUUGCUAUGACCGGCGAUGGUGUCAACGACUCACCCAGUUUAAAGCGUUCUGAUGUUGGUAUUGCUAUGGGUCUGGCUGGAUCUGAUGUUGCCAAGGAAGCUUCCGACAUUGUCUUGACUGAUGAUAAUUUCGCAUCCAUUCUCAACGCCGUCGAGGAAGGUCGACGAAUGUUUGAUAACAUUCAAAAGUUCAUUCUGCACGUUUUGGCCGAGAACAUUGCCCAAGCCUGCACACUUCUGAUCGGCCUUGCUUUCAAGGAUAAGAGCGGACUAUCAGUGUUUCCCCUGACUCCCGUUGAGAUCUUGUGGAUCAUCAUGAUCACAUCUGGUAUGCCUGAUAUGGGUCUAGGCUUUGAGAUUGCAGCUCCAGAUAUUAUGCAGCGUCCUCCUCAAAACUUGAAACAAGGUGUCUUUACGCCUGAGCUACUCAUUGAUAUGGUAGUCUACGGCCUUUGGAUGUCUGCUCUUUGCCUCGCCUCAUUUGUUCUCGUACUGUACGGCUUCGGAAACGGUGCCGCCGACAUUGGAGAGAACUGUAACAACACUUACAGCGAGGAGUGCAAGGUCAUUUUCCGUGCCCGUUCUACAACCUUUGCAUGUUUGACCUGGUUUGCGCUGUUCCUUGCAUGGGAGAUGGUCAAUAUGCGAAGGUCGUUUUUCCGAAUGCAACCCAAGAGCAAAAAGUACUUCACCCAGUGGAUUCACGAUGUAUGGAGGAACCCAUUCUUGUUCUGGGCUAUCAUUGCUGGCUUUGUCACCAUGUUUCCUAUCAUCUACAUCCCAGGACUGAACACAGUCGUCUUCAAGCAUGCUCCCAUCUCAUGGGAAUGGGGUAUUGUCUUUGUUGAAGCUGUGCUCUUUUUCUUUGGUAUCGAGGCGUGGAAAUGGGCCAAGCGUAUUUAUUACCGCCGUCAAGCUCGCAAGUCAGUAGGUGGUGUUACUGAUCUUGACAGUCGUGUCUUUGGCAAGUACUUCACUAUGGCUGGUGAUAGCAACGAUGAGGAGAGCAGAGGUGGGGAGAGAGAAAAGAGUGUUCAAUGA
Fusarium sp. VM40 is the source of this 3216-nucleotide messenger RNA. Lineage: Eukaryota; Fungi; Ascomycota; Sordariomycetes; Hypocreales; Nectriaceae. The record is from the annotation of a GenBank genome assembly.